This is a messenger RNA of Magallana angulata, 3689 nucleotides long. RefSeq lists its product as uncharacterized. NCBI's taxonomy places the organism in Eukaryota, Metazoa, Mollusca, Bivalvia, Ostreida, Ostreidae. The transcript has 8 exons. The record is from RefSeq and is a predicted model, not a curated record. Bases 2702 to 3595 code for a protein of 297 amino acids.
AUUAUGUACAGCUAUUGCGUUCUAAAUUUGAGAGACGGGUACAAUUGUAAAACUCUGGAACUACACAUUAUGAUCGGGAGAUCCGAUUUUCUUGUGUUUCCAUUGAAACCGAAACUUCGUUGUUGGUAGCAUAAUCAGAAAUUGAAGCAUGCUUCAAAGAGAGAUUGACGUUUUUCUAUGGCUGUGUUUUGUGACUGCAGCAUUGGCUCAAAACCAAGGAUGCAUUGCUGGCAACACAACAAUGAAAUUUAAACAGGAGAUGCUCAAAGGCAAAGAGGUGAUAAGCUAUAUGUAGUCCAUUCACAAGGGUAUGGACCUGUUUAUCAGAUAUGUUUGAACCCAACGUAUCAACGGACCUUAUCAUAUAUAAUGAUGAUAUCUUCCACCAGAAAGAUCGAAUAUUCCAUAGUGCCGACGAGCCUGCGACCCUAUACCUUACAAAUCUUAGAAAAACCGAUGAAGGCCCAUAUGUCUUACAAGUACAAACAUGUAUUUCAUACGAUGGUAGCAAAUGCCAUUAUGAUGUGCAUGAAUAUCUAACAAUCAAAGAUUGAUAUUGAAGGAAACAGCACAGUAAAUGCCAUUUUGUAUGAUACUUAAUGAUGCCACUGAAUUGACAGUCCAAGAUGUGUUUUAUAAAUUCUCACUAAUGAAAGUCAUAAACAAAUUAUAAUAUCGCAAGAACAUACAUUUAUUUGAAUUAAAAAAAAAACGAAUUAUAAUUAAAUUCUAUAUAUCUAGUAGUUUCAGAAAAGUGCUGCUGAUUUGUAUCAAGUUUCUUUUCAUUAAAAGAAGAUCGAAGAAAUGAACUGCAUUUGAAAUGUAUAUGACCUUCGCUGAAUAGUUUACGUAUUUAUUAUUAAUUUUAUGGUUUUCAUCGAAGCAGCAGUACUUAUUAUUACGUUAAACACAUCCUUAAUAAAUUCUCAACAGAUUUGUCAAGAGUAAACCCUGAUAAAAUCGAAUUUAGACAAGUUUUCCGAUAUCAAACUUGUACAUGAAACACUAGAGAAAAAAUAAAGCUUCAAAAAGAAAUUAAAUGCUGGGUUAAAAACAAAAUCUAAAUCUAGCAAGUGAAAGUUGCCUACAGGUUUAUGAUAUUCAAGAUAUAAAUUGUUUUCAAAUCAUAACAACAGAUUUAUUUAAUAUGUGUACCACGGCUUAAAUUUGUGUUAAACACAUCGAAAGUAAUGUUUUUCACUCUCGUUUUUUAUAUUAUGGAAAUAAGGACUGAUAGAAUAUCUCAAGAAUGCCUACAGUCUCUCCAAAAAGGCAUUAAAGAAGCUUUGGACCUCCUUUUUGACCUCCUUUUUAAAAUGAAGUCAAAUUGAAUAUAAAUUUUGGAAUUUUUCCAUAAAUAGACAUAGAAUGUCACAAAAUUUGUUUCAUUUUCCAUAAAAUUCCUUUAAACCGUAAAUAACGGGGAAAAAUUCAUUAAAUUAAUCAUGACGUCAUAAUAAUCCUAGCACUUAAGAGACACUCUAAAAUCAUUACUAAAUCUCUUAGCGUAGAAACACUUUUAAACAAGCAUGAUUAAUGGUUUGUAGAUAAUGCUCAGAUUAAUAAUGAAAUGUACUUUCCCAUGUUAUAAGAUUGAGUAAGCUGCCUCUCUCUACACAUAUAAAUAUGCCUCUAAAUGUACAGAACAUCGACAGAUGCAUAGCAAUCAAUCAGUUGUUAGUAUACAAUGUUGCAUUUUGAUCUCAUUUGAAUACAAAAUUGCACGCAGAGAUAACUUUAAAUGUAGUUUAAUGUGUUUUACAGAUAAAAACCACUUUUUAAGGUCAAAUCUGGCAUUAAGUUUAUUCAUAGCAAGAACUGCAUAAUGAUAACAAUUAAUCUUUGAUUAAGUAUCGGUGAUUUCCGAUACUAUGUCCGUGGUUAAAAAUGAUAUUGUUUCAAAGUCGAUGAUUAAAGAGACAAUUAUUACGGGUAAUGUUUAGUGUUAGACUAUCAGAAAUGCAUGACGCCCGGAUAAUGCAAGAAAAUAUUCUAUUUUGUUAGAGAAUCAUUUCAAAUUCUCAAUGCAAUAGAACAAAAAUAAAAAAUAAAAUGAAAAUUUUAUAUAUAUUAUAAAUUUUUGAAUUUAAACAACGCACAGAUUUUAAAAACUUAAUAUGUUGAUAUAUAUUACACAAUAUUGUUACGCAAUUUCUAUAAAACAGUAAUAAGUUUAGAUAUAAGGAUAAUUGUAGACAAUUGAGAAACCAUUGCUUAAGACAGAUUAUCGCAACAGUUGAUUAGUUAUUGGAUGAUAAAUAUUUUCCUUUGCUGAUUUCUUAUGUUGUAAAGCUUUUUAAGCUAAAUCUAAUGCUGAAAACUGAAAAUCGAAGGAUGCAUUGCAGAGAUAUCGGGGUUUAAAAACUGAUUUUUCCGGAAGUUUUGAUUCUGUGUUCUUGGUUUAAAAAAUUCUCUUUUUCUCUCUAUCGUUCACUCUUUUUUCUCUUGUUUAUUAUAUAAAGAAGGCAAUCAAUUUGUCAUACACAUAUAGUAAAUCUGGAAAAAAUUGGUCAUCUGGUAUUUUUGCUUGAUUCAAGUUGUUGUACUGUAUAUGACUUAAUCUUUCAAUAUUAUGAGGGUCAAGACAUCAUUUGUUAAAUGAAAACGUUAAUGUUCUAAACGGACACCCAUUAUUAAUACUCUCCAUUUUUUGGUAAUAAACAGAUUUAUUGUAGAUAUAUGUUUUGACAAAGCAAAUGAAAUGGGUCCAUGUGCAUUAUCAACAUGUUACACAGGGGAAAAUGGAAUGUUAAAGACCCCUGAUAAUCAAACCAGAACAGUGAAUGGUUCUGAACUGGUAAGGGUUUGUAAUGAGAGUGCUUCAGGCAACUAUUCUUGCUGUAAUGCUGAAGGAAAAUGUCUAGAACAAUUCUUUGAAGCCAAAGCAUUUGCUGAGGAUCAAGUUAGUGAAUGUGUUGCUGGCAAUGUGACUAUGGAGUUUAAACCUGACAUUUUGAAAGACGAAGAAGUUAAAAGUUACACCUGGAUUUGGGACCAGGGACAUGAAAGUUUUCACAUGUUUGCCAAGUUUGAACCAAACGUGUCAACGGACCUUAUCACAUAUUUUGAAGAUUUCCACCGACUUAUGGGGCGAAUAUUCCAUAAUCCCAAAGAGCCUACCACUAUAAACAUUACAGAUCUAAGAGAAAGCGAUGAAGCCAAGUAUUACUUAGAAAUCCGAUACGCAAAUUUUGAAAAUUAUACAGGAUAUAAUAUUUACCUUAUAGUAAAAGGUGUUUGUUUCGAUGACCCUGUAGAAAUAAAGGGGUGCUAUGUAACAACAUGCUAUACAGGAGAAAAUGGAAUACUAAAGAUUCCUAGCAAUUUAACCGAAGUAGUAAAUGGUUCGAAAUUGGUUAAGGUCUGUAAUGAAAGUGCUUCAGGAAAAUAUUCUUGCUGCAAUGCUGCAGGAAUCUGUCAAGAGCAAGUCUUAAAGGUCAUAGACGAUACCACGCCCCUUGAUGAUGAACCAGGUUCCACCGUCAUCAUCACGACCUUCAUCAUUGUCCUUGUGAUAGCUGUAGGGGUAGGGGGGACAACUGGAGUGCUUGUGUUCUUGAGAAGACAACGAGGAAUACCUGGAAAUAAGCAAUGAAUCAACUAUGUGCGAUGAUUUGCUAUCAACAUACCUGUAGUUUAGAUUAAAUGCUUUCAGUUAAGAUUAAAAUCAAAGGAUGUCAAUGCUAUGU